AUGGCCGGCGGCAUCAUAGAACUGGCCGAUCAGCUGCUGCAGUCCAAGGCGGCGAAGCUCGAUUCUGACCUGAUGCAGACGCUCAGGACAUGCCUACGGCGCAACCUCACCUUGGUCAGUAUACCAGAGGUCAGUAUACCGGAGCAGGUAGAGUCCGAUCGAGCACCGGCAGGACUAGGAGACAGCAAUCCACCGGACAAACUGCUUGCCAUUACGGGUCCAGAUCCAGACAUCCAGGCUACAUGUAAUCCGCCACCACCAAGCAACCAUGGUGUAGGGGAACAGGAACACAACUACAACCCACCCGUGCAAAACGUCCUGGGCAAUGGCUGGAUGGGCCAUUUUCCGCUGCCGAAUGGCGGUGCCUCUGUCGAGGGGACCAGGCAAAUCUCUCAGCCGGACUCUCUGAGUAUCAACAUCAUCCACUUCGCCAUGCGACGGGCGUACUUUGCUCUUGUCGCGGCAGGUAGCCCUGCCCACAGCCUGGCUCUGUGGGCCUUCAAGUCCAGCCUCCAGCAGCGCUCUCGCGAGGAGGUGCUAUUGAAUCUUCGCUGGGUUCUUGGCCCAGGCCAUGCCACGCUCCAUCAACUGGCCAAACGUCCGCUCCAAGCCCUUGAUGCCCCGAAAAACGUCCCCACGCUCCACCCUCUGGUCGAUGAUGCAGCGAUGCAAUCCUUCAAGGACUUGUACCCUCAGGAGACGGAGCCGUUCCUGAGUGCCCAAGAUGUCCAGGAGCUCCUAGUGUACAAUGGGCUUCGCUACAUCGACAACGACGUCCUGGAGCUAUUCAUCCAGAUAGAUGCUGAUGGACGAUGGGUCAUGCCCUUUCCAGAGGCUCGUCCCAUCCGGCAGCCUUCGGAUUUCCUCAACCCGGAUGUCUUUUUCCCGUCCUCGAGGGCCACCACCCGCUCCCAAGGCGGAGUUGGGUCCCGCUCUCCCAGGAUGACACACAUCUACAUCUCCCAGUCAACAUUUCUGUACCAUCUAUCCAGCUUUACCGUAUGCCUGGCUCACGGACCAGCAUUUGUGAGGGCUUGUGUACAGCAGGUGAUCAAGGCUUCUCUGAUUGACCUUGAAGUGGGCUAG
Trichoderma breve is the source of this 1086-nucleotide messenger RNA. RefSeq lists its product as uncharacterized. The transcript has a single exon. The record is from RefSeq and is a predicted model, not a curated record. Bases 1 to 1086 code for a protein of 361 amino acids. Lineage: Eukaryota; Fungi; Ascomycota; Sordariomycetes; Hypocreales; Hypocreaceae.